CUCCCCUCCCCGGGCUGCUCGGCCGCACCCGUCGGCGGAAACCGCUGGGUCGAGCCGGAUCGGCGCUCGGCGGAGGGUCGAUCGCGGGCGUUGUGCAUCCAGCUCGCCUCCCCGGGGCUGGCCCUCUCGCCGGCCGUGCAACAGCGCGCCCAGAGCCAUGCAGCGCCUGGCCAUGGACCUGCGGAUGCUCUCCCGGGAGCUCUCUCUGUACCUGGAGCACCAAGUGCGCGUGGGCUUUUUCGGCUCCGGAGUGGGUCUGUCCUUGAUCCUGGGCUUCAGUGUCGCCUACGCCUGCUACUACCUGAGCAGCAUUGCCAAGAAGCCCCAGUUGGUGACCGGGGCUGAGAGCUUCAGCCGCUUUCUUCAGCAUCACUGUCCAGUAGUGACCGAAACGUACUAUCCGACGGUCUGGUGCUGGGAGAGUCGAGGACAGACCCUGCUGAGACCUUUCAUCACUUCCAAGCCCCCGGUGCAGUACAGGAAUGAACUUAUUAAAACUGCAGAUGGAGGACAGAUAUCACUGGACUGGUUUGAUAAUGCUAGCAGUAAGAAUUAUUUGGAUGUCGGCACUAGACCUACUAUCUUACUGUUACCUGGCCUCACUGGCACAAGCAAAGAAUCAUAUAUCCUUCAUAUGAUCCAUCUUAGUGAAGAAUUGGGAUACAGAUGUGUGGUUUUUAACAACAGAGGAGUGGCAGGGGAGAAUCUUUUGACGCCGAGAACUUACUGUUGUGCUAACACUGAAGACUUGGAGACAGUUAUUCAUCACGUUCACAGUCUGUACCCCUCUGCUCCCUUUCUGGCAGCAGGGGUUUCAAUGGGAGGAAUGCUGCUUUUAAAUUACCUGGGGAAAAUUGGGUCCAAAACACCUUUGAAGGCUGCUGCAACUUUCUCAGUUGGUUGGAAUACUUUUGCUUGCUCAGAGUCGUUGGAGAAGCCACUGAAUUGGUUGCUUUUUAAUUACUAUCUGACAACUUGCCUCCAGUCUUCAAUUAAUAAGCACCGGCAUAUGUUUGUGAAACAAAUUGACAUGGAUCAUGUUAUGAAGGCUAAGUCUAUCAGAGAGUUUGAUAAGCGAUUCACUACGGUUAUGUUUGGAUAUCAAACAAUUGAGGAUUUUUAUACUGAUGCCAGUCCAAACCGUAGGCUGAAGUCAGUAAGCAUUCCAGUGUUGUGUCUGAAUUCCAUGGAUGAUGUCUUCUCACCUAGUCAUGCUAUUCCAAUAGAAACCGCUAAGCAAAACCCUAACAUUGCUUUGGUUCUUACUUCUUAUGGAGGCCAUAUUGGUUUUCUGGAGGGACUCUGGCCAAGGCAGUCCACUUACAUGGAUCGAGUCUUCAAGCAGUUCAUGCAGGCCGUAAUUGAGCAUGGACAUGAACUCUCUAACAAGUAGUCCCUCCAGUGCAUUUUGUCUGAACCACCACAGAGCAGCAACUCAGCUUAAGGCACAAAUAUUAACUACUACCGAGAGAGCAAAUAAGCCGGCAGGUGGUAAAGAAGUCCAGAAUGACAUGCAAAAACUACUUUUUGGGAAACAAAACGACUUUGUAGCAAGAAAUGAAAUAUAGAUUUAGAUUGUAAUUUGUGUAGAUUUUAUUUUUACUAUGCCUUACCAAGUAUGACCUUAAAGUAGAACAAACAUGAAAUUGCACUUAACCAAAACUAUUGUGUCAAAAGAUUUUAAUUCCUCAGGGUUUUAAUUUAGGCUGGUAUUUUUUUAGAUUACUUAUUUUAAUGGUACUUUAAUAAAUGCUAAGAGUGGUUAUUUGAAUGUAUGUUAAGUUGGCACAUUCCUAAGUAUAUUUAUAUCUAGUAAUGAUAACAUGAAACUGAAAUGAGAUAAAUUACAGUAUGUUAAAUAUUUUAUGUAUUCUAACUUUAGAAGAAAAAUGCAACAAUAUUAGACUCCUAUUGCUCUUUCACUCAUGAAUUAAGGCUGAUUUAAGUUUUAUAAUGAUUAUAGUUCACAUGCUUUUUAAAAAUAAAAUAGAUUGUGUGCAUAUCUGUCAUUAUAUUAAAAUUAAACCUACCAUUUUAAAUU
Molecule: messenger RNA, 2041 nt
Organism: Suncus etruscus (white-toothed pygmy shrew)
Lineage: Eukaryota; Metazoa; Chordata; Mammalia; Eulipotyphla; Soricidae
Gene: ABHD3
Product: abhydrolase domain containing 3, phospholipase
Exons: 9
Coding region: 158-1393 (411 amino acids)
Biological process (GO): medium-chain fatty acid biosynthetic process; medium-chain fatty acid catabolic process; phosphatidylcholine metabolic process
Molecular function (GO): glycerophospholipid phospholipase A1 activity; monoacylglycerol lipase activity; A2-type glycerophospholipase activity
Source: RefSeq, a predicted model, not a curated record